Molecule: messenger RNA, 4644 nt
Organism: Mugil cephalus (flathead mullet)
Lineage: Eukaryota; Metazoa; Chordata; Actinopteri; Mugiliformes; Mugilidae
Gene: eeig1a
Product: family with sequence similarity 102 member Aa
Exons: 11
Coding region: 398-1645 (415 amino acids)
Source: RefSeq, a predicted model, not a curated record
CUGCUACUACUAAUAAUAAGGAGAGCAGUAAUAUAUUUAUUUAUUUAUUGAUAUAUCCAUAUAUUUGAGUUGUAGUUCUUUCUGUGAAGGGCCCACACCGGAAGUCACAUGAACGCCUCAGCUCAAAGUUCCUCCUCCGUCGGUGAAAAAAAGAGUCAAAACUGAGACUCGAGCGUCUUUUUCUGUCAUUUUCUGGUGUCGAGCCGCGGCCGGUUGAAGCCACAACGACCAAAGAUGUGUCCAGAUUUCGCUGCUGAAUCAUCUCUGCAGAAGAAGCGGAGCUCGCAUGAAAACACAAACUAAGAGCAGCUGUCUGUGUCGCUGAAGCCUGGGGUUUAGUGGGAAGAAAAGAAAAGAAAAAAACAUUUAUAUUUAUAGAGCUUUACAAAGAUAAAGGAUGGCUUUCUUUGUGAAAAAGAAGAAAUUUAAGUUCCAGACGCAUCUGACUCUGGAGGAGCUCAGCGCGGUGCCUUUUGUCAACGGGGUCCUGUUCUGCAAACUGAGACUUCUGGAUGGAGACUUCGUUGCCACUUCUUCCAGGCAGGAGGUUCAGGAGAACUGUGUCCGCUGGAGGAAGAGGUUCACCUUUGUGUGCAAAAUGAGCGCCAACCCUCACACUGGAGUCCUGGACCAGUCUGUCUGCAGGGUGUCCGUCAGGAAGGAACUCAAAGGAGGAAAAGCAUUCACGAAGCUGGGCUUCGCGGACCUGAACAUGGCGGAGUUUGCGGGUUCUGGCUCCACCGUGCGCUGCUGUUUGCUGGAGGGAUACGACACCAAGAACACACGGCAGGACAACUCCAUACUCAAGGUGAUCAUCGGGAUGACCCUCCUGUCUGGAGAUCCAUGCUUUAAAACGGCUCCCAGCACCGCAAAGUCCAUCUCCAUCCCGGGACAGGAGCACACCCUGCAGCUGGACUGUAAGGGGGAGGGGACGGCCGAGCCCGGGCUGGCGGGAGGGGUUUCUCUGGGCCGAGCCCCGAAGCCUCGACCUUCCAUCAUCAACUCGGGUCUCCUUGAAGAAUCCGAUACGAAUCAGAACCAGUCCGGUCCUGCAGAUUCCUUCCAGUCCGGUCACUCUCGUAACUCCAGCUACGCCAGCCAGCACAGCAAAAUCUCAGGCUACAGCACCGAGCACUCCUGCUCCUCCAGCCUGUCCGACCUCACUCAUCGCAGGAACACCUCGACAGGAAGCAGCACCUCUGGAGGCCUGGCCUUCACCACCGACACCCCCCCAGAGGCCGAGAAGGACGCUGGACGUCCAGAAAGACCCCCUCGACCCCCGCGGCCUGUGCUGCCCCCCAACAGACUGUCCAGGUGCAGACACCAGAGUCCAGACUUCCAUCAGGCGUCGAGCUUCAUUUCUGCCUCGAGCUUCACUUUCUUCUUCUUCCGUUCUCUGUAUUUCAGGAGGAAGCAGGACUCGGUGGAGAGUCACCCGACCUGGGUAAACGACACUCGCAUAGAUGCUGACGACAUUGUGGAGAAAAUCGUCCAAAGCCAGAACUUUGCGGAUGUUAACAACACUGAAGACAGUAACUUGCACCUGUUCGUCAGCAGAGAUGGAACCACAGCGCUCAGCGGCAUCAGGCUGGGAAACAGGAUGACUGCAGGCGUCUACGAGCCUGUGGUGAUAGAGAGCCAUUAAAGCAGCAGCAGAAGAAGAAGAAGAAGAAGAAGAAGAAGAUGAGGAGGAGGAAGAAGAAGAGGCGGCGCGUUGUUGACCUCUACUGGUUUUUCCCAGGAGCUUCAGCUGGUCUGAAGCCGUGCGAGGAAAAACCCUCCGUCGGUUUGCACUUUAUGUGAAGUUUGUGGCAGUUCUUCACUCCGUUGAGAUGUUUCUGUGACUCAGCGCGACAAACGCUUUUUGUUUUUGUUGUUUUUUUGUUUUUUUUAAGAGGUCACCUGUUUAACUGACAAAGCACCGGAAUCAUCCAGGUGUCCCCAGAGAUGUUCAUGCUUUACCACUGACGUUGGUCCGGUAAAAAAACCCACUAGCAUUAGCAUUAGCUUUAGCUUUAUAUGCUAGAAGAUGAUGCUAAUGAUGUGGUGUCUUUUGGCUCUAGGCUACAUCCGAAAGAAUAUAGCAGAUUUUAGCAAGAGGAAAAGUCUCCUUUCUUGUCUUAAACCUCAAGAAAAGUUAGAUUUUUACAUUUGUGAACAGAUCCUCCAUUUCCUGUACUGUCGUGUGUGACGCUAGCAAGUGUUAGCGUCGCCCCUCCAAUCUGUCAGUUCUUUAUUGUCUAUGCUAAUCAAACUAGCAUUCGAAAAAUACAGUCCACAUGAUCUGACUGGUUCUUCUAUCGACAGUCUGUAAAAUUUAAAGUUUAUUCGUUCGCAAUUUUUCCAGAUUAUUAGCAUUAGCUUCAUUUCCUAGAAGAUGAGGCUAAUGGUAUGGCAUCUCUGGGCUAUAGGCUACUUCCCAUGAAUAUAGCGGAUUUUAGCGAGAGGAGAGAAAGCUACACCCUCAGUUUUUUACACUUCCUCCACUUUCUGUACUUUAUUCCGCUACGAUCACUAGCAUCAUCCCUCCGAUUAAUCAGUUCUUUAUUGUCUAUGCUAAUCAAACUAGCGCCCUUUUUUACACUUGUGAACAAAUCCUCCAUUUUCCGUACUUUAUUUUGAGCCAUCGCUACCAUGUGACGCUAGCAAGAGUUAGCAUCAUUCCUAUCACUACUUUAUUGUCUACGCUAAUCAAACUAGCAUUUAAAAAAUACAAUCCACAUAAUCUGACUGGUUCUAUCUACAGUCUGCAAAAUCUUUUUUUCUUUUAUAAUCUUUUUAGAUUUAAAAAGCAGAUUUGUUUCCUCUGUGUUUCUUUUAAUUUAAUAACCGUGUCUCAGGGGACGCACGGAUGAUGAACGGCUUUUAUUUCUACGGACUGACCCAAGUUUUUCCUCUUAUGUGGCCUCAACAAGUUCCUCUUGUAGUACUUACCUGUGUCUGUGUCUGGCUUUUAUUUUGAAAUUCAUCCGAAGCGUCUCUGCACAGUUUUGUCAAGAUAAAUGUGAUCAGGCUCAAAUCCAAAACUGGACAAAACCUUCGAUCUCGUGCAGUUUCACGCCGUUAAGUUUACGGCGGGUGAAUGUGACCAGGAGUUUAAAACCACUGAGUUUCUUCCCUCCUGUUGAUCGGGGGGGAGGAGGUGGAGCAGUCGAACCACUCUGUGCCUGAAAACGUUCUCUUAAAUGACCCGAAAGCACCAAGAAGAGCUGAGAGGAGCGUGCUCAUGAUGGCGAGGAGAGAAAUGUUGCUUCCUCUUUUGUUUUAUCAUUAGUUUUUUUUUUUGCCUCAGCUCUGUUUUAACUCAAGGCUUCGCUGCAUGUUCAGUCACAGAGCUUCAGGAUUCAUUAGUGGGAAUCACAUUUACUUCUCCUCUCUCCUCGCUGGAGUCGGAUAAAAGUAAAAACACUAACUGGCUCUGUGGUACAAGCUCUUCUGGUUUUCAUCUCGACUGGAGGAGGCAAACCCUUGGCGCCCCCUGGUGGGGCAUCGUCGGGUUUCUUCUGCACCGGUCUGGGCCCUGUCGGCAAAUACAAGGAUGUUUACUUACUAGAAAAUGGUGAUGGUGGAAAAAACCAGCCGGCUGGUUUCAGUCUUUUUUUUUUUUUUUUUUUAAAUCACGUUUUCUCACCAACAGUCUUAAAAUCUUAUUUUUCUCUUUGUAAUAAUCAUAACAUCACAAAAACCCCGUCACAAUUUAUGCAAAAUCUGAUUAUCUAUAGGUGCGUUAUGCUCACUGGCCAGUUCAUUAGGUACGCCAGUGGAAGCAGUCGUGCAUAAUAUCUUUGUGCAUUCGUUUAUUUAUUUAUUUCACGUCUGUGGACGGUGGGAGUCCAUCCAGGAGAACAGGGAGAGAACCCACCAGACACCAGGAGAACACACUCCACCCACAAAGCUUCUGGUAUUUAGGAGCUGUUCCUAUUAUUCUGGCACUUCCAGCCAGUUUAAUCCUGCAGCACAAACUCCAUUUUCCAAAAUGAAUCCUCCUCCUUUUUAACGUUUUUUUUAAUUUUUUUUCAGCUAAAGUUUCUGCUUCAUCAUUUUUAGAUAAUUAACAGAUUAGUUGCAAAAAAAUGUCCAGAAUUGACUUUUUUUUUCUCCUCACAUUCAAAGAUUUGCUGCUUCUCUGUUGUAUUUACUUUAUAUUUUUUACUGUGCUCUUAAAGCAAAACCUUAAUGAAAAAAUAGAAAUACUGAAACUUUACAAGAAGAAAAUAAGAUUUUAAAACUUUUAAUCAACAUUUUAAAAAAUGUUUUUGUCAUACACUACAUACCACGUCUUUAUUAAUCACACCAGUCUUUUUGGGGGAUGAACCACUGAGAGUAUAAUCUGAAUCUGGGGCCUUUUUCUGUCCUUUCACAGCAUUUAUUUAUAUAUUUUUGGUUCUUUUUUUUUUUUUUUAAAUCAGGAGGUAGAUUAUAAGCUAUGCACAACACCACUCACCUCCCCGAGCUUUUAUUUUUUAUUUUUCUUUCCCUCUUAGUAAAUCUAACAAAUUAUUUCUAUUGUAACAGAGCUAGUAUAUCAUCUAAAUUUAUAGAGAGUUGGAGCCGUUUGUCCAAUCAACACGUAGUAUGAUUUAUUUUUGUUGUUGUUUUUUUUGGUUUUGGCCAAAACGACAAAUAAAAAAAAAACUAAUCUGA